AUGUUGGGAGCGGAAGCGGAGUGAGUAGCGGCGGCGGCAGUAGUAGCAGUAGCCCUGCUGGACGUCGGGAGGUUGGCUCUGCCCGGCAGCGGCUUCUUCCGAGCCCAGUUCUCUCCGUCGCCCGCGCGUGGGCAGCUCUGCCUCGUCCGCCGCCCCCAGUGCGGGGGUUGGGAGCGCGAGUGUCCCGGCAGUGCCCUCCCCUUGGCCAGCAGCAGGAGGAGGAGGAAUCCUGACCCUGAGCCUGAGCGAGAGACUGUGGGGCAGCGGCGGCGGCUCCAGGUGGGGGGAGCUCGGAAGUUAAAGCGGGAAGAUGCCGUUAGCGCAGCUGGCGGACCCCUGGCAGAAAAUGGCUGUGGAGAGCGCGGCGGAGAGCAGCAGCAGCAGCGCCGAGGUAAGGCGACCUGAGCGGCCGGCCGGGGAGCGGGCACAGCACCCCCUGCUGCCGCCGCCGCCGCUGAGCCCCGGAGGGCGAGGAGGGGCCCGCCAGGAGGCGGGGGGAGAAUGAAAAGCCCGUCCUGGGCAAAGGGGAACGUUUUGUCGCUCUGCUUCCGCCUGGGCUUGGGGACCGGCGGCCGCUUCCUCUUUCUUCGAAAUGCCCCAUGCGAGGCAGGGCAGCCCCCUUGCCCGUCUGGGGGCUCUUCGUGGCCCCCUUGGCCGCAUGCUGUGUCUCCCCUCUCCCGCCUCACCCCGUUCGCUCCUUUACUCCAGAUUAGCCAAGUCCGCUUCCCUCUCUCGCCCUCGCGGCUCUCGGGGGCAGCGAGUCACGAAGGGGCGCGUUUCCGACUCUCACCCUUUUCAGCGACAGGAUAUUUAAAAUCCGUAUUAGUAAUGGCUUGCUAGGCGGCGAGGGAGAGAGUGGUGUGGGCAACUCUUUUGGCACACAAACCCCCUCUUCCCGUCUUGAUCGCCCCGGUUCGGAGAAUAAAUUUCUUUUGGCGGCAGAACGGUUUCUCUGUACGCAGUGGCAUUGAGAUCUCUGGCAUAAUGGAGAGGGCACAGUUUACCUCUGCCUUCCUUUGAAAGGAAUUUAGUGGGAUCUCCCUGUUGGGGAGGAGGAGGGAGAUAAAGUAUGUGAGGGGGUGCCUAUGCCCUUCUCUUCUCCCCUCUUUACUGAAACAGAUCUGUUUUGUGAUGGGAUUUUUCACCUUAGGGAAGAAACAUGCUGAUCCAUACCGCUAACGCUGCUGAUGGCUUUCAAGCUAAUUUCGAACAGCCUCCUUAUUCCAUUUGUUUGCAAGGGACGAUAGUCAGGGGAAGUGGAGGGGGCGAGACCCCUGACUGCUGGUCAGGGCAAGGCCAGUGGGUUAAGAAAAUCAUAAGAGGGUGGGAGCAAAGGGACUUUCCCAUCUAUAGCCAAUGCUACUACUGUUCUGAAAUUUGCUGGAGGAGGAGUUAAAUAGUGUUAAACUUCGGAAUAUCUCAGUAAUCAUCUUUCCUCUCUCCACUUCAUAAGGUGCAGCCCGAACACAUCACCUUUAUGAAGCCAAGAACAUCUGGGUUAGGUGGUUGUGGUGUGGGUUGCUGUCAGAUUGUCAGAUCUGUGGUAGAAACUGAAGGGUUGAAUGACUUGGCAGCUUUUGUUCUUUUUGAUGGUGUUCGGUUACUUUCCCCGGCUACUGUCUCUUCCUCCCUCCCUUCCCCCUCAUUUUGACCGGAUGCUCAACUUCCUCCAUGUACAGGUCUGUAACCAGGCAGUAGGAACAGUUUGCACAUGAGAGCAAGUUUUUUCUUUUCUCAUUUUUAAAAGGGGAAGUCCUCAUAUCCUGCUUCCGCUGAAAGCACGGACCAAUAUAGGAACUGGUGGUCAUCGUCUCCAUCCCCCCCCCCAAAGUUCUCAUGAUCCAAGAAGCAAUGUACUUUAUGUAGUUGAAGCAGCAUGCUUGUGGUUUGAUCAAGUUUAGAUAAUCUGGCUUAAUUAGUUGCUUUCAGGGUAUGGUUCUGAGAAAACCUCUCUGCUGUUUCAUCAAGUGGUUCCUUUUAUUGGUAGUAAUAAGGUGUUGUGAUAAUUUGGCAUAAUUAAAUUACCCUGUUUCUAGUUUUGUUAAAUCCCGACCUGAAGUAUUCUGUUCUUUUUGACUUAGGCUGAUAAGUAGAGCAACAGUAUUUGUGUUUAUAACACUUUGUUCCAUAAAGAGUUUGUUUUAAAAAAACCAUUUGCCUCAGAGGUGUAAUAACAAUAAGGCAUUUUAACUGUAUUUCUAUGAAUGACGUAUCAUUGCAGCCUAUUGAAAUAUAUCAGUUCCCCUAUGGAGACAACCAGAUAGCAUGUCUAAAUAUCAUUCCAGGAGCUAAGUAUAAUGUUUGAAAGACGCUUAUGAUCUGUGUUGUGCUUGUUAUGUGCAGAACAUAAAAGUAACCCCACUGGAUCAGACCAAAUGUCUGUCCAGGCCAACAUUCUUUUCGCACCAGAUGCUUAUGGAAAUCCCAGCGGCAGGACAUGAGUACAACAGUAUUUUUCUAUUCAUGAUUGUCACUGGCUGGUUUUCAGAGACCUACUACUCCUACAGUGAAGAUAGAAUAAAGUCAUUAUGGCUAGUAGAUGGUCUUACUUUCCAUGAAUUUGUCUAAUUCCCCUUUUAAAGCCUUUAACUAUGAACUAUGUGAAGAACAGUUUGCACAAUUUUAUGCAGUUCUGUCAUGUCUGUCCCCCCUUAUUUAUAGCAGGGCAGUCAAACGUGGCUCGAGGACUACAUGUGGCCCUUGAUGCCUUUUUUGGUGCUCCUCUGCACCCCCAGGCCUCUUUUCCAAAGCAUAUAAAUGCAUAGCAUAGUAACAACCCCCCCCCCAAUAGAUUGUUUAAUUAGCCAGAGGCAUUCCCAGCUAUAUCAAGGGUAGCCAGCAUGGUGCCCUCCAGAAAUUACUGAAGUACAUCCCUAGCCAUUGUCCAUGCUAACUGGGGCUGAUGGGGGUUGGAGCAUGACUACAUUAGCCCAUGCCAUUGGUGCCAGGAUGCAGCAUGACCACUGACUUCUCCCCAUCACCAUCUGCCAGCCUUUCUAGAUGAUGUAUGACAUUUGCAGUCUUCACACCAGGCAGGCAGGUCAGAAACUUAGCUAUUUUUGUUUAUAAUGAUAAAAUUGCCCACUACCAGGAGUAUCUGCUCAUCCAGAUAAUCUUUGCCAGCUCCACACAUUUCUGAUUGUGACUAGCCUUGGUGUAGAGAUGUUAUAUGCUAUGGAGCCAAUGAACUUAUAAGGGUUUCAAACAUAAUAUGGUAUGCUGCUCCAUGGAAAAACUUCUAAGUAGAUCCCACUGGAAGAGUGCAUCUUUCAAAAAAGUACUUUUGAUGUGAAAUAAUUAAAAGUGUUUCUUCCCACCCUAUUCUUUCAAGACAGUAGUGUGGUUUAAAUUAGUGAAUAAAUAAUAAUAUUGCAUGGGAAUGCUCGUAGUAAUAGACCUUGGUAAUUAGGAACAGUGCUUGUUUAAUACGUGAUUGUGACCCAAAAGCCUCUGGCUUUCUUUGCAUAAAGAAUUAAAUAUAGCCAGUUUCAUUUGGUUAAGUGAAAUUAAUCUAAAUGUCUGUAUGUUUCUCAAAACUCCAGUCUGAGCUGCAACUAGAGUUGGUUAUGAACAUAAGAACAGCCCACUGAAUCAGGCCAGGGACCCAUUUGUCCACAUCCUGUUCUCUCAGUACCCAACCAGAUGUCUGUGGUUUCCACUAACUGAUACCCAGAAACAUACUAUCUCUGACAGCAGAGGUAGAACACAGCCUUAUUCACCAGGAAUUUGUUUUACAGCCAUCCAAGAUGGUGGCCAUCACUACCUCUUGUGGGAGUGAAAUCCAUAGUAUAACUAUUCAUUGAAGGAAGAAGUACGGUAAUUUCGUUUGUCUGUGCUGAAUCUUUCAACAUUCAGCUGCACUGAAUACCCCCAAAUUUUAGUGUUAUGAGAGAAACUUUUUUCUAUCCACUUUUUCCAUAGCAUGCAUAGAUUUAUACACUUUGAUCAUACUGCCUCUUACUUGGCUUUUCUCUAAACUAAAAACUGCAACCUUUCCACAUAAGGAAGUGGCUCCAUCCUCCUCCUGAUCAUUUUGGUCUCAUUCCUUGUCAGUCACGGCCAGUUCAGACCCCAGAUAGGUGAGGUUAAUUAUUAAUUUUUUGUCCCAAAUGCAUGACUCUCAUCAAAAAUGGAUGUUAAGGAAGGGAAAAAAGAUUAUAACAGUAACUCAAAGCCAUUUUGCUUAGUGGAAUACAGGACAAAAGCACAUUGUGUGUAGAUGGCUGGCUGGAGAGAUGGGGAAAGUGUGCAUUACUUUAUUCUAAAACUUCUAAUUAUAUGUUAAGUGUUUUCAUCAUGUAAGUAUUUAAUCCUGGCUAUAGUAUUUGCUUAUAUCAAAAUGUUUUAAGAAGGCAAAUUGUAGUAUUUAAUGGUUUGAAGUGAGAAUAAGCCCCUUUCUGAAAAAUUGCUUCUUUGCCUUUUUUUGAGACUGUCAGUAGGGAAAGCGCUGGUCAUAUUGAUAGAGGGCUGGUGGUACCAUAACCUAUGCAGACAAUUGUCUGCUAUCAAAUGGGGCUUGGAAUCUGUUCUAGGUGCCCUUAAACUGUUCAUACUUCUCAUCCCUGGCACACUUUCCUAUUGUACUGUCAUGGGUUGUGGUAAGCUGCUAUUCUCACCACCAAUAUCCUUGCAACAACCUUGUGGAGAUAAUAUGCCCUCCCAGCUGAAGCAAAUACGGUAGCAAAGAAGAAUGUGUACAGAGCUGUGUUGCAACUUUUAAACUGACAUUUUAAACAAACAUGUAUAUGUUCCUGUAAAAUGCCGGAAAUGUAAAUGAACAAGAUACUAUAUUUGCAGGGCGGCAUUGUGAGAGAUUUCAGUUUCUUGUUUGAAGGUUAUAGAAUUGAAAAUGCACUAGAAUGUGCAUUACCAGUUAAUCCAAUAAUUUGCUUAUGAAUUACCUAAAAAACAGCAUUUAAACCUACAAGGAGCAAUUGAAAAAAUAUGUUUAUUAAUUUUUGAGAACACAGCUGUAAAAAGUAAGAUGUACAAAUCAAUGAAAGAAAAAUUAAAAAAAACCUUAACUGUAACCAUUACUGUGCCUGAGUGAAGUACAGAGGUUGUUUACAUCAUCCUCUUCAUAUUCAGUUUUAAGAAAUAAAUAUGGAGCGAAAAAUAUGGAGCAGUGAGCAGUUUGAGAGAAACAAAAAUAUAACUUGGGGAUUCAGCCUUAAGCAUAUUCACCUAGGAGUAAGUUCUGUUGAAAUUAACAUGACUACUUCUGAGUAAAUAUGAAUAUAAUUAGGCUGCAAAUUGAAAAAAUUGAAGCCCUUACUAAUGGCUGUCUUCAGCAUUUUCCAAAAAUAUCUGGCUCAUUGUAGUGAUACAUCAUUUCUGCAAUCUUAACUGCAGUUAGCCAAAUUAACCUGUGCGCAAGCCACAUUCAAGUGCGAGUAUGCUGAGCUCUACUGUUUUGCAGCUUCAGGGAAACCACUGACUUUGCAUUAUAUCUAAACCAGCACUCAUAGCUUGCUUACCCCCCCCCCCCAGCAUGAUUGGGCAGUGGGCAACUAAGAAAAAAACUUGGCUUCAGAUUGUGGUCUGUUUUGAGAGAAACAACCCACAAGCACUGGUUUAGAGUAUUGCUAAGCCUGCCACUCCAUGGUUUGUUUCCCUCACAGAGGGAGGGAGGAGCGAAGCAGGAGAGCUCAGUCGGCAUGCACUUUCACGUGGCUCAUGCAUAGGCUAAUUGAUUACCUGUGGUUGUGUCUGAACAUGAUCAUUGUAAAGACAGUACAGUGGAACUUUAGGUUACAGACGCUUCAGGUUACAGACUCCGCUAACCCAGAAAUAGUACCUUGGGUUAAGAACUUUGCUUCAGGAUGAGAACAGAAAUCGUACAGCAGCGGCGUGGCGGCAGCGGGAGGCCCCAUUAGCUAAAGUGGUACCUCAGGUUAAGAACAGUUUCAGGUUAAGAACGGACCUCCCAAACAAAUUAAGUUCUUAACCCGAGGUACCACUGUAUUAUUUACUGUGAUAUGUACAUUGCUGUUAGUACAAAAUUCAUAAAAAUGCUAAACGAUACAUAUACCUACAAAAUAUCAUUUUUCCUGUUAAUGACCUUUGACCUGCAUAGCUUUUACACUCAAAUCUUUUACCAGAAAGGUUGCAAGAUAAAAUAAGUUUGCAAUCUUCUUUGUAUUGUAACUUGCAUUAUUUUUCCAAUUAUUUGUGUGUUUUCUUACUGUGUAGUCAGGUAUUUGAAAUGCCAGAUUACACUAGCAACUGUAAUACUUGGAAUUUUGUGAUUUAUCUUGCAUUGAAACAUCUAGACAAUAUUUUCUAAUAUGGAAAACCAUUGUAAAUUGACUUAUUUUUUACUUACUUUCUUCUACAACUUAGCCCCACUGCAAUCUUUCAGUUGUUACCGAUGUGAACAUGUUAUACAUCUAUCUGUAUCUGUUUUAGAGUAAGACUAAUAUGUGGUGAUGAACAAACCAGAGGGCUAAACAGUCUUUGGCAAUGUGUCAUUUUAGUACACUCAUCCUGCUGGAGAAAAUGACUGGCUAUAAUGAAUCACCUUUCGCGACCAGCCCUUCACUAGUCUGAUUUACUAGCCAAAUCAUAAGACAGAUUAGAGAUCUGGUACAUGCAGCUCAUUCUUGCUGGGUGUCCCUUGUGAGCAAGGAAAUUAUAUGCUGCUAAAAGGAAUGUAGAAUCAUAUAGAAGUUAGUGCAAAUAUGUGUUCUACGAGUUUUACUUGGAAUACUAAUGUUCUUAAUGUGAUAAUGAUGCUACACAUUAAAAGUGUAAGGAAUUGUGCUCUAAAUUUUCUUCACAUCCAUUUAAAUGUUUUUAUAUAAAAUAAACUCUUGCUGGACCAAAGCAGUAUUUUAGUAGACGGUAGUGUAUUUUGAUUUGGAUUCAGGAGGAUGAGUAAGAGUCUGGUGUGUUUCUUUGGGUUACCCAGACAACAAAGUGAUAAGAAAUUGUUAAAAUAUACAUCUCUUGGUUUUGCAUCAGGUGGUGAAGGCUGCUUUGCCAUCUUUGACAUUGAAAGUUGGAUAACUGCCUGGUGUAAGUAAGUGGAAAUUAGUAAGUAGGGUCUGAAGAAAGAGGAGAGUCAUACAGAGGCUUCUGUUUGUUUCUGGGAAGGUGUUGAUAAAUGCAGUGCUUCUUAUCUUUGGCAGUUCCCAGUGCCAAGUCACACUGAAAUACACCCAUCUUGAUAUUUUGCUUUAAAGUAGUGUCAUCCUAGGAAGUGUUUUAGAGUAACUUCCUUUGAGCAGCCAAGUCUGGAUGAGAAGUUGGUAGACAAAUCCUGUGCUCCAGCUAACAUGGCUGUUGCUUUAGUGCUGUUUAGAUCCUUUUGCAGGGGUCAGCAAGGUUUACCUCGCCUGGGCCGGUUCACUCCAGCAGAGAUCCCUCCAUGGGCCAGAUCGCAUGUGUGAGCGCACCCGCCCGUGAUUUCUGGCAUCUACGUCUGCGCAAAUGUGAUUUCCUGCAUCUGCGCAUGCACAGAUGCGAUCUCUGGCACUAUAGAAGUGAGUUCCCAUGCAGCGCCAGUUUAGCACAGCGCAUGGGGACUUGCCGUGCAGGCGGCUUGGUUUGGGGGCGGCUGGUGGGCUGGUUAAACGACCCCAAGCCAUGGGCCUUAGGUUGCCAACCCCUGCUCUUGAGUGUGCAGGCUGGGGGGACUUGCUCUCAACCUGUUAUCCUAUUGUACACAAAUUAUUUACCUAUUUUAUUUCCUGUAUAUUUAUACUGAUUUUCAGGCAAUUAUUGUUUCCUAAAGUGACUUUAAAAAGAGAGAGAGAGAGAGAAGUCUAGCCAUCAGGCUUACAAAUGACAAAUGCAAGGUACACAAGGAAAGGAGAAUAAAGGGAAAAGAUCAGUAUUAGAAACUGAGAUAUGAAAGCUAGGAAAUAAAUGGCACCUUAAACCUAAAGUCUGGGCAUGGUUUUUUAUAACAAGAAUACAAAGCUGAAAAUGAAUGAACUGCAGCUUAAAUAUAUCAUUUUUCACAUGGUCUAGUCCUUCCCCUGCUCACCCCUCUAAUAUUCUUAAGAGGGUCUCUUCUCCAGCCUUCAGAGAGUAGCUGGAAGUGGGGAGGCAGAAAAAGGUCCUCCUUUCCUUCAGCUCUGCAGUUUUAAUCUGAAAUCUUAGAAGCAGUACUGCGCCCAGAGCUCAGAAACUGCUCACACUAAUGAAAUUCCCUGUUACAAAAUGCGUCUAGAACAAUGGGAACACUGGAAAAUAUAGAGGAGAGAUAUCAGUUCUUUAAAGCCAGAACAAAAUAGUGAGACUGCUAGAGGGUACUAAAAGGAGCCAGAGGCCCAUCUAGUCCAGCAGUCUGUUCUUGCAGUGGUCAACCAGAGGCCUAUGGGAAGGCCACAAACAAUUUUAUCCAGGUUGGGCUAGGUUGAUCUUCUCUGCUGGUGUUCUUUCUUGAAUAGCAAUUAGUGUAUUUUGUUCAUUUGGCCGCUGAAUGGAGUCGGGGUGUUCUUUCCCCUUGCUUUUGCAUUCCCAGGGCAGCAGGCAGUUAUGGCUCAGGGUUCUUUCAAGCAGGGAGUGGGGAAGGCAUGCCCCUUGCAGCUGCUGCUUCUCUGGCUGAGAACGAUGGCCAGGUUAGACUUCCGAUCGCCUUGAUAUUACUCCUGGGAGGCAGGGGAGGCAGUCUCUUAGUGGUCCUGGGUCCUCUGGGCAAUGACAAAAGCCAAAGUGCGUUUUCCUUCUACUCUCCAGUCCCAGAGCAACUCAUAUCUUUGUUUUUAGUACAAGAUAGCCAACCAUGCAAGAGCCAAGAUAGGAAAUAGAUAUGCAGUGGGUUGCACAGUAAAACUUGACUGAUACUGCUUUAAUGGAUUCGAUUUGUACAUUGGCAAGAGAAAAAAAAAGUUCUGAAGCAAGUAGCAUACAUCAUUUGAUUUUUUAAGGUGAUAUAUAUGAGAGGAAAAAUCUUAUGAGGCAUUUUAUCUUGCAUAAGAGGGAAAGUCCCCUUAAUAUAGUACUUGCCGUCUAAAUGGCCACUUUUAAAGUGGUUUAUUGAUAUAUCUAAUUGAUUAAGCAUUGCAGUCCUAUAAUUCUAUUCUUUAUCUUCACUUCACAGUAAUAGAACUUACUUAUUAUUUAAAACACAAUAAUUUUCAAUAGAGCUGCAUCACAUUUGCCAUUGUCAAGGUCCAGUUUAAAUGUUUGUUUUGUAUGAUGGGUUGUUGUCUUCACCUUGCUUUUUGCAGAUCUGUGGGCUUCUAGUCAUAAGUGCUCUAAAUAGUUAGUGGCUUAGAAUUGUACACCUUAUUUUCUUUCUGGAAAGUCCCCCCAUUCACUGCCCAGUAAGACAGUAGUUGCAACCAUCUUUUAUAGUAAUUGAUACUGGCAAAUAACUUUGAGUUUUAUCCAAUGCUAGUUCUACUCAGAGUAGACCAGGGGUCAGCAAACUUUUCCAGCAGGGGGCCAGUCCACUGUCCCUCAGACCUUGUGAGGGACCGGACUAUAUUUUGAAAAAAAAUGUGAAUGAAUUCCUAUGCCCCACAAAUAACCCAGAGAUGCUUUUUAAAUAAAAGGACACAUUCCACUCAUGUAAAAACACGCUGAUUCCCGGACCGUCUGCAGGCCGGAUUUAGAAGGCGAUUGAACUGGAUCCAGCCCUCGGGCCUUAGUUUGCCUACCCAUGGAGUAGAUUCAUUGCUGUUAAUAGACAUGACAAACUUAGGUUCAUUAAAUUCAAUUGUUAUACUUUGGGUAAGACUUAGUUGAAUAUAACCCAUUGUUUUGUUAUUUUUAAUAAGAUGUAGAGAAAUGUUUCUACUUUAGUUGCUUUAUGAACCCCCUUUCUUUUUUUUGCAGGAUGGCCAACAAAUCAUGGAUGAACCUAUGGGAGAAGAAGAGAUGAAUCCACAAUCAGUAAGUAAAACCUGAGUGUUUACAUGUUGCCUGGACAGUCAUAUUCAGGGCAAAAGCAAAAUCAAGCAUUAGUUACAAAGUUCUUACAAUGACUGGCUGGAAUAGAGAGGAGGAACCAAAAAUUGCUGGGGUCUCAGCUGAGCCUAUGCUGUCACCUUGCUUCCCUUCUAUCCCUGCCCUCAAUUGCAUCCUGAAAAAAUGCCUAUGACUAUUGCCAUAUGACUGUUGAAGGAAAAGAAACGGCUGAUGGAGCUGGCUUCUUAGCAGAGCUGAUGAAGUAGUAGUGACUCCUGUAGUUAGAAUGGCUGUAUCCAUUGACUGCUGCCGGGUUACUUCAUUCUUUAUAUCAGUUUUGUGGUACUUGUAUGCCUAAAUACAUGUUUGGCUUGUGGCAAUAGAAUAAAAAAAAUGUAUUGCAUUAAAUUUAAACUUUAAGUUUGGAACAUGGUCUUCAGUUCUUCUUCUUGUGAACUUUUAUCAGAGGAAGGCAGUACUUCCCAGGCAUUUAACUGUGCAGUGUUAUACAUCCCUACUCAGAAAAAAGAGAAGUGUUGCCUUGAUAUGAGAACUGUAAUUUUGUGCUCCUGAGGGAAGUUAUUAUCAUAUGAAAUGCAUUGGACGUUUUUGUUCCACUAACACUAUUACUAUUCAUAAAGAUUGAUCUUUCAAUGGUUUUUGAGACUUUGCUGCCUCUUUUGCUUCCUUUGUUCUUGUUCUUUUUAGUGCUGCCCUUCUCCUCCCCUUUACUUACUCAGAUGUAAGCCACAGUGACUGUGUAUCGGGUUGCAGCAUAACUAGUUUGUAAGUCGUGUUUAUCUUAGGAGAACUCAACCUUUGUUCCAUAACCCAAUGAGAAAAAUGGAUUCUAGAUAAUUCCCUGACUUCAGGAGUAGAGGAAAAAGAAAUUAUGUGCAGGAUGAAUUUAUGCCAGAAUGUGUUUCUUAAAACCACAAUAUUAUCCAGUAACCUGUACUGUGUUACUGUGGGCCAAUGGAACAAGGUUACUUUUUAUGUAAGUUCAUUCCUUACAUAACAGACUUAAAGUUAAGCUGAAGUGUUCUAACUGAAAGUAGGAAUCUUCCACGUGUCCUGGUGAACUGUUCACCAACCUAGGGUACUGUUCUAAAGUUGCUCCAGUCCUUCAUGAAGAGCAAACCCCAGAAAGUGGUUAUAGGAGAUUGCUAUUUUGAUUUGUAGAGGACCACAAGACCCCCCAACCCUCCAGAGCAGAUUUUGAGGGGGGGCUGCAUUGGGAUGAAAGAAAGUUGUUGUGUAAAUGGUUAUUGUGUUCUCCCCAUGCACAGACAACAUUGGAUUCAGGCUAAAUUAUAAUAAUGUUUUGGUCAAAUGCAUGAUAGCAGGUAGGAAAUAAAUCAAAUAGACAUUUCAAAUCAGUUAGAUAUUUCAGCGCCAAGAAUUCCAGAAAGUGGUGACACUACCAAGAUGUAAUUAAAAUGAUAUAAAGGAUAGGGAGGGAGAUAUUUUGGUCAGUUUUCCUCUGCAGCCCUCCCCACCCCCACCCUACCUCCUAUGUUGUCCUAGAACAAAUAUUGGGAAUGUGGGAGGGGAAUCAAUCAAAAUUGUUUAGCUCUCCAUUCUACUGAUGGAUGACUGUGCUGGAUCAAAGAGACAAGCACAAAGAUAAAAUCAUACAUUCUUUACUGCUGAAUCAAAGACAUAAACACUUGUCUGAGUUUUCACCACAAUUAAAAACAAAUAAUAAUUUUACCUAGAAAAUAUUAGAAUUUUCCCAAACCAGUUGUUUCAUACAAGGGUGUUGUUUAUAAACCAGAUAGAUGUGUGAAAUCUAUUCUCUGACAUUCAUAAAAGAACUUAACACUUUGCAGAUUCUUGACAGAGUUUAGCAUGAUAUGCCAAGAACUUCUUUACAUAUGUAACAUUCUGGGAUGGAAAGGGGCCAGAAAAUCCAUUUAGAUCUAUUUUCAACUUGAGAUGUUAUGAUAAAGUGAAGGAGAAUAGAAAGCAGCACAUCUGUCAUUAAUGGCUACUUAAAGGCCUGUAAAAUUUCAUGGCUCUGGUUAGAAUAUUUGUGGGGAGGAGCGCUCCAUAUUUCUCUCUCUAACUUCUACCCUACUUACUCUGCUAUACGUUGCUUCAGUCCCUAUAGGCAUGUCCAUUCAACACCCCCAUUACUCAACUCUUCUGUUAAAGAGACUGAUAGUGAUCAAAGUGGUCAAAAGACAUUGUCUUUUUCCAAAAGCAAGAGUCCCAAGUUGUUGUGGGGAGGCAAUAUGCAGUGGUAGCCUAUGGUUUUGGGGAUCCUGGGCAAGAGAGUCAUUUUGGGUCCCUUAAAAUUAUGAAAGCAAUUCAGGCAUAACAUUUCUCUUAAUUCUUUUUAUUCUACCCAAAGGAGCCCUGAGCAACAAGCAACAGGUGAUAACAGUUCCUUUAAAAACUUACCCUCCCAUCCCUACUUUACUCAAACCUCUGCUGUUCUUUGUUUAAAAUAGCCUCUCUUUUUUUCCUUUCGGUGUUCCUCGCUUCUUGCUUUACACAAACUUCUUCUACUCUUCAGCUGAUUCAUGUGUGAGAGAGAUAUACAAAGCCCUCAGAUACCUUCACACAGUGUAUUUCACUCCUGGUACCAUGUAUUUUCUUCAACAUUAAGUUCCAGAUCUAACGUAAUAAUUUAGAACAUGUUUUAUUAACAAGCAAACACCCUACAGUCAUACAAUAUACAUAUAACAUUCAUCAACUGAAUUUAAUAUUCUCCAACUGAACAAGCUAACUGAUAGGCUUGCUCUUAAGAGUUUAUUCAUUUUAAAGAUUCAGUAACAUAUGUUAUCGUGGGGUGUGUGCAAAGUGGGGUGCAGAUUAGGAGAGAGGAUGAGGCAUAGAAGUGGGGGUGGUCUGUGUGCAAGGGUGAGUUGAAAAAGGUAAGAAGGGGAAGGGGGGAAAGAGAGAAUCAUGGAAAUGUAGAGUUGGAAGGGAAGGGACCCCAAGGGUCAUCUGGUCUCUAACCCCUUGCAGUGCAGGAAUAUCAACUAAGCAAAAGGGUUUGCAAAACAAUGAUGGAAAAGGAGGCGUGGGAAUGGGGUUGAAAAUGAAAGCAGGGACAUGAAAGGACCUGAGGAAUAGGAGGGGAUGGUGGCUUUCUAGCUGGAUGGAAAGGAUAUUUAGUAACAAUGCGUGGGGCAAGAUAGGUGCAAGAGGCUACCAUGGGAUGGUUUGUGUGCAAGGGGGGUGGUUGCGCAAAAAAGGGGAAGCAGGAGGUAUAGGCUUGUGGGUUCAGGUGAAAACAGGUGCGAAGGGGGCUGCAGAUUAGAAGAGAGAAGUGGCUUCAGAGAUGGAGCUGGGAAAGUGAAAAGCGAACUCAGUAGUUGCAUGGAGUAGGAAGGGGAAGCUCUAGCGGUUAUUGUGGAGGGAAUGGGAAUAGGGUUGGUUAGUGGAGUGAGCAGGGUUGCAGCCCCUAGUAUGACAAAGCCCCUAGUAUGACAAAUAUCCAUGCUUGUGAUUGGUGUAUGUGUGGGAAGAUGGUUUGGUACGGGGUAAGAACUCAAUAAAAGCCCAGUUGGAUUAGCCCAAAGAUCUUCUUUUAAGCAUUCUGUUUGCUGCAGUAGUCAGUUGAUUUCUUCUGGGAAGCCCAUAAUGAGGCAGCAAGGCUAUACCCCUUACCCCACUAUUUGUCCUCAGCAUCUGGUGUUCAGAAGUACACAACAACUGUUCCAUUUAGCUUUCGUUUUAUGUUGGUUCUAUUUGUUUGAACCUUGUUAGCCACCCUGGACUCCUUUUGGAGGAAGAGUGGGACAUAAUGACAUCUGUUAGCCACAUUGUUGUUGUUGUUGUUAAUUCUAUCCUCCAUAAAUUUGCUUAAUUAUUUUAAAUCUAUCUUAAGCAAUGACCUCAUCUUGUGGUGGUGAAACACCACAGAUUAAUAAUGUGUUGUAUUAAGAACUCCCUUCUUUUAUGUCCCUGAAUCUGCUACCAAUCAAUCUCACUGGAUGAUGCAGAAGAUAGUAUUCUAAAGAUAGUAUUCAGCUAAGUUUUACUCAGAGUAAACCCACUGAAAGUAAUGGACCUGAGUCAUCUUAAUUUCAGUGGGUUUAGUUUGAGUACAGUUUAGUUUAAUACCACCCUAACGUGAGGGAGAAAAAUUCUGUGCCUACUUUUCCUGCAUCAUGCAUAAUUCUAUAAAACCUGACUAAAGUGCACUGAACACUUUAUUUCUUCUUUAUUUCAUAGAAUCUGUAGAUUAUAAAAAAACCGUAAAGUGGCUUACAAAAAUGAUAAAACAAUAAAGAUAACACACAAAAAGUACAACCAUAGUUUAAAACAUACAGAAUGCUAAAAUGGCAAUAAAGUAGACUAAAACAAAUCUCAUGCAAACUUUCUAAAUAUCUGGGUAGGCUUAUCUAAAUAAGAAUGUCUUCACACGCCAAAAAAACACUACAGUGAAGGGGCCUGUGUUAUAUCAAUAGGCAGAGAGUUCCAAAGUUCCAAAGUGUCGGUGCUGCUGUUUUACUUGUAGGGAAGGUGCUCCAAUGCCUUUGUCUUCUUGUUUGACCUCUUCUGUACUUUUCUAGCUCUUUUUGAGAUGGGGCUACAAGAACACGACUGUAUGUGGCUUUCUAAAUUUGGCCGCACAAUAGAUUUAUUUAGGGCACAAUCUAAUACAGUACACAUGAUCCCUGAGAGUGCUGUAUACAGUAAUUUAUUAUCUCUGAAAUUAUGCAAUAAUAUUUCACUUCCUUGUUGUCACCAUGUGUAUACUCUGCAUCAUGCCAGCAAGGAGAAUAAAGCCAGCUGCUGAAAGGAUAGCAAUUACUCAGUUUCACUCUUGUGAAACACAGAAGCAGCAAAUAUAUUUUUCUUCCACACACAUAGGUGCUUUCUUCCCUUCUCCUUUAUUACAUCUCCUGUCCUCCCUUUAGUUCAAUUUACUUGAAUUAUUACUGUUCUUCUACUUCUGACUGUUGCUUCUAACACAUGGCUCUUUUUAAUUCUCCUUCCCUGCUGAGCUUGAAGUAAAAACAAGGCAUGGCUGGACAUUCUAACUAUUGGUCGUUGUGCAACUUGCAUGUUGCUUACUAUAAGGCCAUAAUGCAGUCAUACCUUGGGCUAAAUACGCUUCAGGAUAAGUAUUUUCAGGUCGCCGCUCACGCAUGCGCAAACGGCCAAAAUGACAUCAUACGCGGAAGCGGCGAAAUGCGACCCGCACACACGCAGCCGUGUCUUACAUUCUGUUUGGGAUGCGAACGGGGCUCUGGAACGGAUCCCGUUCGCAUCCCAAGGUACCACUGUAAUACAAUCCUAAAACUUCUUUUAUGUAUAGGAAGAGCUUUGCCUACUGUGUAACAAUAAAAUGUAUAGUGAGUUGUAGCCAGGUUCAAGUCUCCACUCAGCCAGAAGGUUCAAUGGAAUAAGCAAUUCACAGUGGCUCUGUCUCACCUACCUCACAGAAAGAUUGCAAUGAUAAAGUUGAUAAUUCAAUGCCUGUUACCCUGCCUGAUCUCUUUGGAAGAAUGGUUAGAUAUAAAAGUGACCAAUUGUUGAGAAUAAACUAUUUGACGUAAUGAAUUCCUUUCUUUUCACUUUGUGUAUUAAAUAAUCCUAUAAAAUCAAUACUGCUUAUGGAAGCUAGGAGCAAUGCUUUGAGAGAGUUGAGCAGAGACCCAUUAUGGUUGUGGAAGCCCUUCCUCUUCAAUGCAUGAACCACCAGUCAAUUUGCACAUAAUACACUAUCAGGAAAAGAAGAAGCUCACACUUCUGCUUUUCCUGUAAAUGUCCAUGGUGGGACUUGCAGAUACUUGCUGUGGUGACAUCCAUAAGUCCCCACCCCACCCCUUAGCAAACAACACUAGGAGUAGAAGUGAGUCACUUUUCUCCUGCUUUCUCCCCUUUUUUUAUAAAGUGUGAAUUAGCUCUUAGACAAGACAGCUGAAGCUGUGAUUUUGAAGAGUGACUAGAGCUGUUCCUGUACUGACUACAUGCUAUAUCGAGAAACAAGCAAAAUGUUGAAGAAACAGUUUAAAAGUGGCAUACGAUAAUGUCAGGGAACUGACAUCAGAGAGCAAAAGCCAGAGGGAUUCCAGAGAGUGUCCAGGGAUUGGGAGAAGCAGCCCAUCUUCUGGGAAGAGAAUCAAUGUAGCACCAGUGGAGAAGGGGGGCAGAUGGGGGAAGCGGCGAGGCGGUCCCAUGACUCCUUGCCUGGGACCAGCGGGGAGAGUAGGGGUCCUCCGUUGCCCACGCCCUCCUUGCGCAGAAGGCUUUCGUGCAGAGAAAGUAGGAGGAGACUAGGCGUCAAAGAGCUUAUUUGCUGGAAGAAGUUUAAGAAACGUCCACUGACGGAUUCUGCCACCGAUUGAGUCGGCCACGGGUGAGUGGCUGUCUGGACAGAAAAGGUUCACUUAGGCAACCCAGCCAGGUGUUUGCACCCAGCCGGGGAGAUAAGCACCGGCUUACGCACAAGCAACCCCUAGAACCAUUACAGAUAAUGACCUAAACUUAGUAUUUUUGCUAGGUAGCUGAAUAUGCCAGAUGGCUAUUUUCCGCUUUUUAUUUUCUUAAUUUGGAAAAAAGAAACUGUUCAUAACUAAGCUUCCUUCUGUUAUUUUGUAUUUCCCUACUCUGUAAAAAUCUGGCAGUUUGGUAUCUUUCAUUCCUCAGUUGGUGGUUUUCCCAAACAUGAAGAAAACCAAACUUUUGUGGAAAUUCUACAUUCCUGUUUUUCCUAGUGGUACCAACAUUGGACUUAAUGAAUAUAUAUUUUUCUUUGUUGGCUUUUAUCCAUUACAAUUGAUUUCAUCUGUGAAUAGUUAAAUACCAGCCUAGGAUGAAUAUUCCAGGCAUGAAUUCCAAACAUAAAAAUGAGAGCUUUAUUCUUGUUUUCUUUGCAGGAAGAAGGCAAUAUUAAAGAGAUUGCAAUAACAUAUCACGUCAAGGAAGGACAUGAAAAAGCAGACCCUUCACAAUUUGAACUCCUUAAAGUGCUAGGACAGGGGUCUUUUGGAAAGGUAAGACGGACCUCUGGAACUGAUACCAGCUGUCAUGGUGCUCAGAUGGCUUGCCUGAGCCAGCACUAACCAGAAUUCCCAAAAUAGAUGUUGUUUCUGUAAUACCACCUCUUGAAUCUUUUGUUCUAAUCUCCUUAAUUGUCUCCUAGUUUGCUGCCCUAGCUCGCAUUCAUAUAUGCAGGAAUACUUAUUGUCAUAUUUUUUCAGUGAACAGUAUAAAUUAAACAUAUUUUUUACUAGAUCACCUUAAUAUUUAUGCUGUGGAGGGAUAUUCAGUUUUAGUCAUUCAGGGUUUGGCUUGCUCUGUUAUUCACUGCUGUUACCCUUUCAAGGAAUUUGGUUUGAUAAAAGACUGUUCAAUCUUAUUUAUGACAUUGGCAUCCAAUUUCCUCUGCUCCUUGCACUUUGUUUCUGUAAGUUACCCUCCUUCUAGUCUAGUAGCCUUACUGUAACAAGUGAAAUACUUGGUGAGUUAGGAAUGUGAAAUUAUACUGAAAGUGCAUCUGUUUUUAUAUACAGUGGUACCUCGGGUUACAUACGCUUCAGGUUACAUACGCUUCAGGUUACAGACUCUGCUAACCCAGAAAUAGUGCUUCAGGUUAAGAACUUUGCCCCAGGAUGAGAACAGAAAUCGCGUGCCGGCAGCGCAGUGGCAGCGGGAGGCCCCAUAAAUUAAGAACGGACCUCCGGAACAAAUUAAGUACUUAACCCGAGGUACCACUGUAAUUGGGGCCAGAGUCUUAUUCACAUGCAGCUUUUUAAAAGUAUGUAGAGAGAAGUGGAAUUGUGUGAGAAGUGGAAUAAUGCCUACCUUACCAUUUGCAUUCAUUUAACAAAGGUAUGUUUGUGUAGCAUAGAUGCUCUCAAAAUCAAGGAUAAAGAUUAGAGAUAUUACAUAUUGGGACUCGAGAUAUGACAGGCGUUCACGCAUGCAAGCAUGCAUGGGUAUGUGAGAUUGACGUUUCUGUAUGUGCACAGAUACGUUCUUACCCUGGGUCUGUUCAAUGUGUGUUGGAUCAUUGUAACAGAAUUGUUUCAUGUGUUUAAUACAGGUAUUCCUUGUAAAAAAAAUCUCAGGAUCAGAUGCAAGACAGCUGUAUGCAAUGAAGGUGCUAAAAAAAGCAACACUCAAGGGUAAAUUACAUGAUUUCUUUAAAUAUAAUUGUUUUAAGAAUAAUAUAGUGAAACAUUGUUGCAAGAGACUGGCAGUGCAAUGAGAUGUGGCGGAGGAGCUGAUAGUAAAAGGAAGGUGCUAGAAAAGUCCUUUUGUCUGUCUGUCUGUUACUCUGGCAGUUGUGCGAUGAAGGACUGCAGGAACUAAGAAAUCAAACAAUUGCAUUUUCUGAUGUUGACUUGAUAGCUGAGCUUCUACAUAAUCUUGGGAGAUCUUUAACCCCGUACCCUUUAAAAAUGAGAGCAAUUCAUAUAUUCAGGGCAAUACAAUCCAACUGGAAAAUAUAUAUAUAUAUAAUUAUUUAUAUAGCCCCAUCAAGAAUGUGGUUUUGAAAAGUAGCAUAUGUGAAAAAGUUGGAACCCAUUGAGGCACUUUCAUGCAUUUGAUACUUGCUCAUAUUUAGACAACCUUGCUUUUGUUCCCUGGAAUCUGCACCUAAAUUUAGAUGACUCUGCAUCUAAAUUUACACACAGUGGUGUCUUUUUCAAUCACCUAUUUGUCAUGGGUUUUGCUUAUUAGCUCUUUUUCUUUUAUUUUUUUUACAUUAUUAAUACUUCUAAACAUUUUGCUAUGCAUGUUUGCUGGGAAAUAAGACCUGUUUAGUUCACUGAUACUUUAUGGUUGUGAACAUUCCUGAGAUCUGCAGGUAUAGGGUGGUAUACAAAUUUAAUAAUAAGUAAUAAAUUAUUAGUAAUAAUGUUAAUCUUAGGGUUGGGCUAUACCUGAAUAUAGCCUGCGUUUGGAGGCUAAAAAUACAUAUCCACCAUAACAUAGGGUGUAUGGCACUGAAUAUUUUCCUGGUGCAACAGUUUUACAGGCAUCUUCAUGUUCACAUCUUGAUGGUUUUGCCAAAAUGAGUGCUUAGAAACAAUAAUUGUAAAUAGAGCAAAUAGAAUUUGAAUGCACUUAGUUUCUUGGCUUCGGUUUUAGAAUUCGCACUCAUAAUGUAAAUUCGGUACUCUUGCUUUAUGCAACAGAUGCCUGAUUUCUUUUUGCAAGUUUUUUUAUUGCAUAGUAUGUAUUUAGUGACAGACAAUGGAAAAUUGUCAGGGUGAUGAAUUUGCUAGUUGUUGAAUAAUAUAUACUACAAAUCCUUCCAUCAAUACUUAGACACUGGAAUAAAGUUAUGGUGAUCACCCUUUUUGGAAAAUAUGCUAGAAAUUGAGAAGAAAGUCCUUGAGAGCUACAGUAAAGUACCCUACAGUACAUAUAUAUUCAACCCCUGGUACUUUGGUAUGAUUGUUGACUCAGGUAAGCCAGGGUCUAUGCAGCAGGGGGAUAUGAGCAUAGGCAAGUCCAAUGUUUUUCCUGCUCAGAUCCCAAAAAUUGUAUUUAUAAAUUUGGUUCCAGAGAGGUGAGAGUAUAACUCUGCUAACACAAUGGGGCCUUCCUGGCACCCCGAUACUACACCCUCUGUGCCCCACAAUCCACUCAUAAAGGUUGAGGGACCACCUGGAACUGGGCAUGGGCGCUCCAGCAGGAUGUGGACUUGAGAGAAUUUUGUAAUACUUUCUCGCACAACGGAAGUGCCUUUCCAUUGACACAAGCCACUUUUUGAUCCAUAACAUUGCACUCUUAAAACUUUAUUUUUCAUUACAUUUUGUACAGUGAAAAUGGCUCUUGAAAACUUUGACAUUGCGUCCACAUAUAAUGGAUAUAAAACCGAAAAACAAUAGUCCAUAUACAUAAUUAAGUGGGUAGUAUUCAUUUGCACUAAAUGUUGGUCAACAUCUCUUAUAGUUCGCGAUCGUGUUCGGACAAAAAUGGAGCGUGACAUUUUAGUAGAGGUUAAUCAUCCCUUUAUUGUCAAGUUGCAUUACGGUAAGUUUAAUAAGCAUCCUAAAUUGCUAAAGUAAAUAUUGCUAGUUACUGGUAACUAUGAUAUUUCAUACGUAUUUGCCAUUUAUAAAAUCCUGAUACCUUCAAAUAAAAUAUAAAAAGUUCUGUUGAGACCCAACCUACCAUCUUGUACUCCUGUACAAGUCAGUUUGCAUAACUGGCAUUUGUUAAAGCAGUUUAUUAUAUAGGAGAUUUCAUCCAUACUAUUUAUUGCAGAAAAUCACAAAAAGACAAAUGCUACAUUUUGAAGCUUGAUCAUUAGUAAAGAUCAGUUUCUGAACAAAUGUAAUUUUUGACAUUCCUUUAACUUCCCUAGUGUUAAAUUUUAAUAUAUUUUUAGUUAUGUAAAUAUUUUCAUGUUGUAAACCACCUUGAAUGUGGCGUAACUAUUGAAAGGCCUCAUACAAAUAUACGAUGAUGUUGUUAGUUUAAAUUAAUUUACCUCCCUAUGGAUUCAUUUUCAGCUUUUGAACAAUUUAGUGAUUUCAGUACUGUUUUGGCAGUUUAGUUAAUUAAUAUAAGAAAGAAAAAGAAAUACUCUGUUAUAGAAUAUGUCAGCUAUACUUUCUUUUAAAGCAUUGGCCAGAACAGAACAUACUUAGGUUUUAUUUACCUGAGAUUUACCCAGUCCUGUUUUUAAAGGGAUGCUUUGCAUUUUGCAUAUCUCUGAGGCAAUUAAAUUUUAAAUUUUAAGAAGCAACCCACUCUUUACUUUUUCUGUUAAAGAAAAAUAUUCAGUAUUGAGGUGGAAGGGGUAGAAGCUUUGAUGCUGGUCUCCAGUGAGUGAUCUGGAACUUUCUUGUUGCUGAAUGCAAGUUACAAGUGGCCAGAUCUAUAAUAAAUUUGGCACUGUCCAGCAGUUUAAAGUUUCAGAAGUCUGGAUAACAUGUGCUUUGGCAAUGUGAGGUCAUAGGGGUGGGCUGAGCAGAAGAAGUAAUUUGCUUCUAAAAAAAAUAACCUCAAAAGCAACUCGACAGAAUCUUUACACUUCCACAUACAAAAUGUGCACAGUGUCUGUUUUCUUCAAUACCCAUCACUUGCAUAGUGCAUACAAAACACAGAGCAGUUUUGCAUUAAAACGUCAAAUAUCUCAUAACUUCUAAAAACUUUUUUGAAUGCAUAAAAUACAUAUGAAUCUUAACGUUGCUGUGGCCAAGAUAAAAAUUGCUUUGCGUGCUAGUUUUGAUCUGUAUGCUACAAAUAUGAUACACACUGUAUAGAGUAGAAUACAGCUGAUAACUUUGUGCUCGUGGAAGAGCUUUUAAUCCAGUGGAGGGUGUCCCCUAAUGGAAGAUGGAGGGAGGUAUUUCUUGCUGAUUUCCUUGUGCCCCUGCAGCGGCCAGUGCCAGCCCCCACCAGUGUCAGCUUCAGAAAGUUGGGGACUCCUCCAGAUCAGUGUGGAUGGUGGCAUGGCAGGUGUGGGGAAUAGAGAGAACUGGAAAAAUUUGCAUCCCUUCUUCUUUCAUCAAGAGAUACCACAGCUGGAUCUAAAACUUUUCUGUGACUCUAUCCAUAAUGUAUAAUAAGCAAAGAUGCUUAUUUUAAAGUUAAGUUUGAAAAAUCAUAGAACAUAGUAAUAGCUAGGGUGCAGCAUUGCAUUUUAAUACUUUCUUGAACAAACUUUUUAAUGAUCCAGCAUGAUAAAACAAUAUCUUUGCAAUAAUAGUAACAGUCAAUAAGUACCUACAUACCCAAGAACAUAAUGCUUUUAUUAAAAUAAUGUUGAUUUCCCCCUCAGCUUUUCAAACAGAAGGGAAACUAUACCUUAUUUUAGACUUUCUCAGAGGAGGAGACUUGUUUACACGCUUAUCCAAAGAGGUAAAUGUUUCAUAUAUUGUUGUCACAAUUCUGAAUUCUAUUAAUAGAGGUUGUGUUUAUUUUAUGGAAUGUGCUCAAAUGUUCAGGGAAAUAUUUGCCAUGAUUUCUUAAUUAAUUGUACCAGUGAAUCUAAGUUACUUUACACUGCGUGGUCUAUGUUCAUAUAUCUCUUCUCUUCUGUCUCUUCUUUCUUCCCCUUUGCUUUCCACACUUAAAUCUUAAACAUUUUGGAGGGUGGGGAGUGGGGGAAUAGAGAUGUCACAAGUAUACUGCUGAAUUAUCCUUAGACAGCUGAUAUAGAAAUGCACCCAUCAGAAUUCAAAGUCUGUUGCAUUAAUAUGCACUUACUUGACAGUGCAACUGACUUUUAUAAACAGGUUUAUAUACACAAAUAUAAACACUUAUAUAAUUGUUAGUUUUCAAUUUAAGUUUAAACUGGGGGGAAAACUCUCCAGUCUUUUCUAAUCAUAGAAACUGUUUGCUCUGUAUUAACUUUAGACAAGUAUUAUGCAUUUCUCUUCUAGGUGAUGUUCACAGAAGAGGACGUCAAAUUCUACCUGGCUGAAUUAGCACUUGCUUUAGAUCAUCUGCAUAGUCUUGGAAUAAUAUACAGAGAUCUAAAACCAGAAAAGUAAGAACCUUUUAUUUUGCAUAUGGUAGAAAUACCAUAUUCUCUCUCUAGAUUUUUAAUCCUCCCAGUAUGCUCUCUGACAGCCAUUAUUUGUUGUAAAGAAAAUCAACAUAACCAUGUUUCAAACAAGCUUUAUCUUUUUUUAUAGCAUAUUACUUGAUGAAGAAGGACAUAUUAAAUUGACAGGUAGGUAAAAACAAACUUCUACUACAUAAAUAAUUCAUAGAUAGUUUUCUUUUAGUGUGAUAAACAGCACUAGAGAGGGGAAAUGAAAUUAUGCUGGUGAAACACAUGCAAAGUAUAAAGAACCUGUUUUCAAAACUUUGCAUAUUCUCAUAAGAUUACUAAAUUCAUUGUGCUUUCUUUCUCCAGAUUUUGGUUUAAGCAAGGAGUCUAUUGAUCACGAGAAAAAAGCGUAUUCCUUCUGUGGAACAGUAGAAUAUAUGGCCCCGGAAGUGGUUAAUCGGCGGGGGCAUACACAGAGUGCAGACUGGUGGUCUUUUGGAGUGUUAAUGGUAGGUUUCCGAUGAACUGAAAGUGGUGGUAGAGUCUCUUGAUCCCCGAUCCUUGGCUCAUUUACUUGGGGGUAAAUUUCAUUUUAAAUGUAAAUAAUUUAGAAGUAGCAGUUUCUAGUCCAGAAAAUAGUAGGAAAGAGAAGAUGCUUUCAGUGGUAGUAUUACUGUAUUUUUCCAUGUAUAAGACUAAUUUCCCCCCCUAAAAAAUAAUGUCAAAAAUUAGGGGGCGUCUUAUCCACGGGGCCAUCUCCCUCCCCCCAUUUUCUUAAAUCUGAGUCCCCCAAAAUAGGGGGUGUCUUAUACAUGGGGGCAUCUUAUAGAUGGAAAAUUACAGUAUUUCAUUCUGAAAAAGAUGUGCAGCUCCUUAUCCACAACCUUUUUUCAUCAAACACAAAAAAUUAAAAACCAGGACAAAUAGCUCAAGCUGCUUCUGUCACUUUUGUCUGCAAUUUACAAAGCCAUCACUGGGUUCUACAAUAUUUUGGUUACAGUAUUUCAUAGGUGAAUAAAUACCAUAAGACUAUGAUGGAUUAAUUCUGCCAGUAUCUAUAGUUGAAUGCAAUCAAGACAACAAAGAGAAGUAAUCCCUGGUCAGACAAAACUAUAAAUAAUAUAAAUCUUAAAAACCACAACAUAUUACAAAAUGAUUUUAAUUUAAGCUUACUAUCAAAUCUUUUAAAGCAAAACAGAUGUUUAAAAUGCAACACAUUAUUUACAAAAGAAUAGCUUUGAUUUUGAUUUUUUUUAGUCAUAAAGGUUGAUACAAGAAGUAGAUCCUAUAGAAGUUGAUACAAUUGCAUAGUAAGAAUAACAAAUAGAUUCACCAAAAAAGACUUCUUACUUUAUUGUAAGUUUUAAUAUUCCUGAGGAUAGAAAGUACUCAGCUAUCUUAUCACUAACUUUUCCUGAGACUCGCCAUUUAAACAGUAAUAGAUCAGAAUUGCAGCAAGUCAUCCACCUAGAGUCGCUAAAAAAGAAUCUCUCCUCCCUGGGCACCUUGUACAAAUUGCAGUCCAAAAAAGUGACCCACAGAUUCUUUCUACCUGGUUCCAUAGGGACAAAUACAUUCCUUAAGUGGAAUCUUUGCAGAUCAGCCAGUUGAAAAAAACAGAGGGCAGGUUUUAUUUUUUGUACAGUAUUUUAAGCAACUUGGUUUUGUUUUUAAGGGUGGAAUUCAACACCAUGCUGUGUUGAAUGAUCCUUCCUUUCAAACAUAUCAGUUUCUAGAUGGAACAAUUUCCCCUCUCCCCACAUGCUGUUCUGGAGGUUCUCCCAACGCCCCUUCCCAAGCCAGUUUCAGGAGGUGGGGCCACAGAGGGGGAGGGGAAAGCCCUCUUGUGCAACAGAAGCCCUUGGGCAGGUUUGUUAGGUGAAUUUUGCCCUAUACGUAUAUGUGAUAGCAAACUGAAAUGAUAUUUUGCAAUACAGUGGGCCUACCACUUACAUGAGGGUUCGGUUCUGGUGGUCUACAUGGAAAGGCAAAUUCAAAACUGCACAAAGUCAUGAACCAACAGAACCAGCCCCUGUGAGGGGUUGCUUACCAGGCUCUGGGAAGCUCAUGGGAGAGCCAAAGGAAUGCUCCUGGAGCCCUCCCACCACCUUCCGAGAGCCCAAAAAGUGAGGUGGAGGGCUUAAAAAACACUUUCCACAGCAGGAAAGCCUGCUGGGAACGCGGGCGGGUGGGUAGCGGAAAUAAAUGAAGAUUGGGGAACGGCAGGUUUUCCCCGCUCUCCAUUUCCAAUUUAUUGCCGUGUAAGGUUGUGAUUGCAUAAAUAAAGUGGUUGUAAGUUGCGGACCCACUGUACACUGUUGUCCCUGACUUUUACAUUGUUUCUUAGUUGGAUGCAAUUCAAUAAUACUUCCUUAAUUACAUUACAGAUAAAUUUGUGUGACAGAAAUGUUCUGUACUCUUAUUUGAAAGUUAACUUUGAUGCAGUUUUAGAGACCACCAUUUUAAACUCUGGGUUAAGGAACACCAUGGUUAAUAUUAGUUCUAACAUGCUACUUAACCCUAGUUAAGUGGCAUGGGAGGCAAGGCUACUAAAAGGAAGCAUAAGUUCCUGAGUGUUGCUCUCAAUUAGAUUAAAUAGAUCGGUUCUGAGAAACUUAGAACCCAAAAUAAGUUAAGAUACACCUAAUGAUUAGAAGAAAUAUAGAGUAGUAAGCAGCCUUUUUAUUGACCCUUACAGAAUAAAAGACUUGUUAUAACCUACUGAUGUACACUUAAAUCUGUGGGUGUUAACACAAGCACAUUUUUUAUAUUGGAGAAUUGUAGAGUUGGAAGGGACCAUGAGGGUCAUUUAGCCCAACUUCCUGUAGUGCAGUAAUAUUUUGCUCAGCGUGGGGCUCAAACGCACAACCCGGAGAUUAAGAGUGGAUAUUUUUUCAUAAAUCACAUACAAAGUUUGCGUUUGCUCAGAUUUAAGACAACAGCAAUAUUUUCUUACAAGUAGACAAAAUGAAAAGUGUACCUUAUUCAAAAUAGCAGCCUUUUUAUUUUUAGCUUCAAAUGCACAUUAGAUGUAGAAAUGUGCAACUAGCUAUUAGCAUCUGAAUUAGGUUAACAUGCACUGACUGCAUCAAAGGUAGAUGUGUUAAACUCCUGAAAAUGUAAAAAGUUAUGCUGCAGAACAUUAUUAUGCAGAGUUAUUGGUUGGUAUGCACAAUUUGUUUUACAAACAAGGUUCUACUAGUUUUGUCAAAGAGAGGGAAGUGGUUGUUGCUGUUAUUAUUUAUUUCCCACCUUUCACCCUAAUGUCCCAUGGUGGGUUACAACAAUCAAAUGUGAUGUUGAAAAGAAAUUACCUGGUCUUUUAAUAUGAUUGAUGGAAGUUUUACUUUAUACAGUUUGAAAUGCUCACUGGUACUCUACCUUUCCAAGGGAAAGACAGAAAAGAAACCAUGACACUGAUUCUCAAGUGAGUACACUCUUAUUAUACGUAUAUAUCACCAGGUAUUCUACUGGGGAUGCCCUCCAUGCUGCAAUCUCUAAUUUCUACUAUUCCCUCAUUUUACAUCCUGACUCCAUAAUGCAUCCUGCUAAUGUCCUUUUCCACUCUACUGUCCUUCCUAUCAAAAGCUGUACGGACACUUAGUCCAGUACUUCUCUAAUACAUAAUAAUGUAUUUGCAGUCCCAUUAUCUCCUUUAAAAGUUACCAAAUUAUAUUCUCCUUGAUCUGUUAUUAUUUUCACCAUCCUCAAAAUUCUAGUGGGAAAAUGUCUUAACGUUCCCUUUUUGUUACUACUGUUAUAAACCAUUGGUCCUUCCGGUGCCUCUCCUGUUUCUGAAACCUAUCCUUAUCCUUGCAUACUUAUUUAAUUCUAACACUCCUAACAAGUGGGUGAAAUUAAGGUUUGCGUUGUAGAUUAUUAUCCAGCUACAGUAUACCUCUGGUAUACUUAAUGCAUUUUUUAUUUUUCAAUCUGGAUACAAAAUUUGAUACUGUGGAAUAUACCUAUAGCCUAGGUUGGCUGUAGUCAUAUAUCAAUAUAUCAGACUUGGUCAUAUAAUAGAUCUAUAUCUGACUACUGUUGUUAUACUUCUGAAGCAACUUGAAUGUCUUUUGGUCUUUCCUAUGUAUAUACACUCUCAUACUUUCUUGGUCACUAUGUCUUAGCUACCACUCCUGUGGUAAUGGCAGAGGAUAGUAUUCAGCUUUGUUUUACUCAGAGUAGACUCAAUGAAAUUAGUGGGCCUAAAUUGGACAUGUUUGUUAAUUUCUAUGGGUCUACACUGAGUAAAAUGUGGUUGAAUACCACCCAGUCCUUUUGCAUGGUGCUAGACUUAAUUCUCCAUAAGGCGUCUGUUUUUUUAUAAUUUAUAAACUUGUGGUUGUAUUUUAUAUUUAGCCUGUCUGUUCCCCCUCUAGUGAUAUUAUCAUUUUAUUCCACAGUUUAUAACUUUGGUUUCUUUAGCCAUGAUCAGCCUGAAUCAAAGACAGAUUUUCUGUGUCUAUUUUGUCCUAAAUUAUCAAGGCAUGUUUUUGUAUAUACCUGUCAAAAAAGAAACAAGAUGGCUCUCAUUCAUGCAGCUAUAUAAUCUAGAGAGUUUCUGGUUGGAGCAGGGUUGUGUUUUGCUCAACAGUAACCAGUUAUGAAUCAAAUAUUUUCAGAAGAAUUUGCUGUAACGCAAAGUGGUUAAUCAUAACAUUCCAGGGACAUUGUGUGUUUCUAGUUAGUUGAGCUAAAAUUAAUCAGUGUCUCUUUGCUAGAUGCAAACCAAUGGAAUUCCUGCAGAAACUGUUCCAGGAAAUGAUUCUCAUUUAGUUACAGAAGAACCAGUUAGCCUUUCCCAGUUGGUUUGCAGUGAUCCAGGCAGUUUACCUCACUGGUUUCAGGGAACAGGAUCAACGGAUUAAACAAGAAUGUAUUCCAUCAUAGUACCUUUUACAUUGAGUGUGGCCUAUUAAAGCAUUGCUGUAGUUCAUACUGUUCACUCAUAGUGUUCUUUUUCUGUUUAUGAAUUCCAGUUACUGAAAUGAAGAGUGGAAAGUACAUGUGAAAGUUAGCAGAAGCAUGAGUACUGAGGACUGAUCUUAGGCGUUCUGUUCUCUUACUAAUUCCUCCUUUGGCUUUACUGGCAUUGCUAUCAUGCUAAAAAGAGAGAGAGAGAUUUUUAGGCUGCUGGAUAUACACAACCCUACCAAUGCAUGUGAAAAAUUCAAUUAAGAGAGACCAUAGAUGGCAAUGAAAUACAAUAUUUGUGUUUCCUUUCCAUAAUUUCCCAUUAUGUUUAGUUUCCAAAGUUCCAGGAUUGCACAGUUGGAAUAGGAAUUUUUGUGUGGAAGCAACAUUUGGGCCUUUUUGUGUGUUUUCACCUACUUUAUUUUCAGGCAGGAAUGACAGCCAGUGGUUUCCAUCCAGUUGUGCAACAGACUUCCCCUUGUUUCCUUCCCCCUGUUGCCCACUCCCACCUUUCGCCUGGUGUACUUUUGAGGAUCCUCCAACCCUCUGGAGCAGAAUUUGGAGGCACAGGGAAGGCUUCAGGGAGAGGGAAGGAAAGGGGGAUGUUCCAUUGCAGAAGGGGAAGCCUGCUUGUGCAGCAUUUGCUGUUCACCAAGCGUUGUGUUUAAAACAAAUGAACGUGGCAUUUCCACUAUAAACUUUGUAUACGGUUAAUGUGUUUUUAUUGUACAGAGCCAAACUUGGAAUGCCUCAGUUUUUAAGUCCAGAAGCUCAGAGUCUUCUCCGAAUGCUUUUCAAGAGAAACCCUGCAAACAGAUUAGGUAAAGAAUUUAAUUAAGUUAUCUACUAAGGACUUCAACAUUAAGCUAAACAAAUCCCUAAUAUAUCUGCUGUUAUGUUCAUUGCUGACCUUGGAUAGGUGCAGGUCCUGAUGGAGUUGAGGAAAUUAAGAGGCACCCAUUUUUCUCCACAAUAGACUGGAAUGUAAGUACACACAAUGGAGUAAAACACACUUACAACAUUUCAUGUUAAUUGUGUUACAGCUUUCUAACGUGUUAAAUGUGUUUGUCUUAGAAAUUGUACAGAAGAGAAAUUAAUCCACCAUUUAAACCAGCAACUGGUAGACCUGAAGACACAUUUUAUUUUGAUCCCGAAUUUACAGCAAAAACUCCAAAAGGUAAGAUAUAUAUACCGUUUUCUCAGGUGGUUUGGGAAAGUUACAGUUUUAAUCUUAAUCACGUGCAUCAUUUUUAACUUUUAUGAGGGUAUACAGAUGAAAUAAAUCAGUCACACAGUUGCUAUACAUGGGAAACAGGCAAACAACCUCAAUUUUGUGUUACUUCCUUGGUUUUGUGUUAUCUGACACAUAGGUGUCCUUUUAAUCUGACUUGAGUAUGCAGCAGGUCUUUCUUGCCAAGAUCUUGUGUCCUUCAUGUUCUACCAAAAUUGGUGUUGCAUUUGGUUGGGAUAGGGAGGAUGGCCUUUUGAGUUACCAUUCCUGGUCUCCUGGGACUCAGUUUUUAGAUAGAGAGGCCUAGCCCUUGUUGUUACCUUCCAGCACAAUAUGAUGACUGGCUUGUUCCAUCAUGUAUUUGACCUGACAACUGACUAAAAUGGUACGCCGCUUUUUAAAUAUUCUGAUCUUUGUUGCCUGUCAUAUUGUUGUUUUGCUCUGAUCAUAAUUUGAAAUGCAGCUUUUUGUGCAGACUGUCUUAGGCAUUUUCAUGAAAUAUUUCUAAAAGAGGAAUAUCUUAAAUAAAAUUAAAUAUAUUUUUUUCCAGAUUCACCUGGUAUUCCACCUAGUGCUAAUGCUCACCAACUUUUUCGGGGCUUCAGUUUUGUAGCUAUUGCAACCGAUGAUGAAAGUCAAGCAAUGCAGACAUCUGUUGGGCACUCAAUUGUUCAGGUGAAUGUUCAUUAUGAAGUUAACUAUUCGUAUUGGCUGGAAUUUAGGGGCCUGCAAGGAGAUCAGAUAUUGCUUGCACAUUAUGUAUGCACAAGCUGUGCCCAAAGGAUAGAUAAUCAAGUUUCACAUAUAUCUUAUUGAAGGAUUUCCACAUGCGGAAAAUGAUAUUUGGAAGUGGAUGCAUUUUCUUCCUCAAGCUGAUUAUAUUACUGGUUUGCAUGAGGAAAAAAGCCCUUGCUGUGCAGAAGCCCAUGGAAGUGUUUCUGUGACGUUAAUCUCUUUUUGUUUUUGUUAUCUGUAGCUCAAGCUACUUAAUGUGUUGAAGUUAUUUCCACAUACAAAGUAAACAAGUAGACUGCUUUUUCUCUCUCAUAUUCUGUCCUUGUUUUUGGCUCUAUCAGUUUAAUUUGAAUAGCUUUCGCUACUUAUGUGCUCAUAACAGACCAGUUCUACUUUGCAUGUGUUAUUAAACAUUUUAUUUGCCUUUUUGUUAUGUCCAAUUUGAGAUAGUUUUAUUCAGAAAAUAAAAAUUAUCAGUUAAUAAUGCUUUGGGGCACAUAACCUUAAACAAGCCUUUGGCAAGCUGGUGUCCUCUAGAUACUGUAGUUCAAAACAAAUGGAGGGGACCAGGUUUGUGAAGGUUGCCUAAAACCAUGAAUUAGUGUUGUGUGCGGAGGCUACAAUGGAAAACUGUUUAAUGGCUUCCAUAGAAGCCAGACUAUGUAGCAAUGGUUUAAAGUUAACUUCUAUAUUCCAGCUUGUUUGGAAGCGAUUAAGCAUAGUUCCUAGUUUUGAUUGCAGCUUCCUUGCUUGUUGCCCCACACAUGUAAAGGGAGGAGCAAAUGAACUAUAUGCUGAACCAAGGGGUAAUGUGAAAACCAGCCGUUUGUGUCUUUCCACACUAUUCAGUGUAUUUGAACAUAUUAUUCAGGCUGGAGAAGAUGUGAAAAUCAGAGUGGAAAAUGCUUCCUUUUAAAAGUUCAAUAUUAUUAGUUGUACAAACAAUUCAUUACUGAUAAACAUUUGUUCUAAGAUAUAAAGAUCUAAAUUGGAUAUUUGUAAAGAAUGCAUUAAUUGAUAAUGUUAUUUUGGUAGCAGUUACACAGGAACAGCAUUCAGUUUACUGAUGGAUAUGAAGUCAAACAAGAUAUAGGAGUUGGCUCCUAUUCGGUGUGCAAGAGAUGUAUACAUAAAGCAACAAAUAUGGAAUAUGCAGUAAAGGUAAUUAAUUGUUUCAAGCAUCCAUAAUGUUAGCACAUUCUCAGUGCACUGAGGUAAUUGGGUAACGGAGGCUGAGAAGCAUUUUGAGGGCUAUGGGUUAAGAUGAGGGGAAACAGUUAUAGGCUUGUAGUGAGGUGGCUUUGACAGCUAAAGGAGAUUGAGGAACUGGAAAAGCAGAAAUCUGCAAACACCCAAUUAAUGAAAGUGUUAUGAGCUUAGAAGGAAAACUGGUUUGAAGAAGGGUGGCUCUUCACACAAAAAUGCUGUUUCAAAUCCUCUGAGAGACUUAAAACAGUGGUUGUAGGUAUGAAACAAUAUUGACAUUGGGGAAAACUGAGUUAAUAAUAUAGUUAUUGGUUCAAAUAUGUUUGCUCUUUUAGAUAAUAGACAAGAGUAAAAGAGAUCCCACAGAGGAAAUAGAAAUCCUACUACGAUACGGACAGCAUCCAAAUAUUAUUACUCUCAAAGAUGUAAGUAGAUGAUUAGCAGCUUUUUUGCAGUUCAGGCAUAAAUAUGAUGCUUUUGACAUGUACAGUAUUUAAUCUUUCAUUAGGAGUCUGCAAAUGCACUUGCUAGGUUAGUGGAACAAAGAUUGUUAUGCCUUUCGAUUUCAGUGGGUAUACGCGGAGUAUGACUAAUGUUGGAUACAACUCUCUGCACAAUUGAGCGCUUAAAUAAUGUGUUACACUUUUCAGGUGUACGAUGAUGGGAAAUGUGUGUACCUGGUAACAGAACUUAUGAAAGGAGGAGAGCUGUUGGACAAAAUCCUUAGGCAAAAAUUUUUUUCAGAAAGAGAAGCCAGUGCUGUUCUACUGACAAUAACAAAAACUGUUGAAUAUCUUCAUGCACAAGGAGUAAGUCUGCGUUCUUGAGGGAUAUAUUUGAAAUGCACUACCUAGUUAAUACUGUAGAUAAGUUAUUCUGUUAUUACAGCUCUUAAAGCUUUCAUUUUAUUUUAAAUUCUCCCAUCUGGUCUGUAAGCAUUAACUAAUUAGAUGCUAGUUUGCAAUAGUUUGUUAGUUUGUGUAAAGAUAGAAGAAUAGGAACCCAAGAGCCAGUUCACAACUUUUCAGUAGAUAUGGUGAAUAAAGGCAAGCACACAAGUACCUUAUGGAUAAUUAACUUGUAAGAAUGAAUGCUCAUGAAUACACACACACACACACACACACACACAUAUAUAUAUAUAUAUAUAUAUAUAUAUGACCCAAAAUGAUAAACCAUGCUCAAUUAAUUUAUUUUGCAAUAAAGGGAUGUUGUUAUUGGCUACAUUAUAUUCUUUUUAAAUGUGGAAGGACAUACAAAAUAAGAAUUCCUUGCUUUUAAUAGAAACAACAGCCAUGUUUGUUUGGUUGGUUUAGGUUGUACACAGAGACUUGAAACCUAGCAACAUCCUUUAUGUUGAUGAAUCUGGCAAUCCGGAAUCUAUUCGAAUUUGUGACUUUGGCUUUGCAAAGCAGCUGAGAGCAGAAAAUGGCCUUCUAAUGACUCCUUGUUACACAGCAAAUUUUGUUGCUCCUGAGGUAACUAUCAGUAUAGUUCUUUGGUGUAGAGGUGAGAGUGUGCAGCCUUAUGACCUGCUUCUGAUUCCUUAACUUGGGUAAAGUUACAUGUGUCCUGGGCUUCCGUUUUGGCCCUAUAUAUUGGCCUGGGCAUGUGCUGGGCAAGCCACAGUGCUUUUCAGAGUUAGAGGUAGAACACAAGGCAUUCCUACCCCCUCUUUUUAAGAGUUUUGAGACUGUUGAUAUAUCAAGUGGUGUACAAAUGAUUUAAUGCUUUGUUUACCUCAUAGUUAUUAAGCAGAAACAAUAUAGUUCCUCCCCCUUUCAGUAUACUUCUAUACUGAUGUAGUCUUUUGAGGGUUCUUAUUUUACUUGAACAGAAUUUUCCUGUUUCAUAUUUCUUUUUGCAGUCCUAUGGUGGCCGUACAGUGCAAUUGUCUUCACCCUGUGUGCUUGCUUCAGUGGAGUGACUUUUUAAAGAACUCACACAUUUUUUCUUAAAUGUAUAGAAGAUGCUCACUCCUUCAAUACUUGCACAUUUUAGGUAACAAUAAAUCUGCUCCAGAGGGUCCCCCACCCUCUGGAGCAGAUGUUGGAUGUGUGCAGGGGACUGUGGGGAAAGAAGAAGGGUAGAAGGAAAACGGUUGAUGAGUGGAUGCCUGCUUGUGCUGCGUUGGAUUCCACCCAUUUUUCAUAACCAGAGGAAUUGGCUUUUUCUGCAGAAACUAAUGAAAACAUUGCUUUCCAUAGGUUUUAAAAAGGCAAGGCUAUGAUGCCGCGUGUGACAUAUGGAGCCUUGGUGUUCUGCUUUAUACAAUGCUGACUGGGUAAGUUUGAAAGUUCUAAGUUGGAAAUUGUUACAUUAAUUUUUAAAAGGGGAUUAGAGGUUCUUGUAGCUUUUCAUCUCAGAAUUUCAAAACUAAGUUGAUAUUCUCUUGUGGCAAGUGUGUGUCCACAAGGUAUUGCCUGUGUAUAUACUCUGUCUUACCAUGUUACCUUCAGAUCUGCUCAUGUCCCCUUGCCCCGUUGUUCUGCUGUGCUUUAUUGUUCCUUUUCCCCAGUCAUUCAUUCAUGAGGCAGAUAGUGGUGAUGAGAGAUGAAGCUGCAGGGCUGAUAGCAAUACUGAAUAGGUUUCAGUAUUUUCUAUAUAAAAUUAGUAAUUUUUUUAUUUCUGCCCUGCCCAUCUGACUGGGUUGCCCCAGUCACUUUCUGUGGCUUCUAGUAUAUACAAAAACAUAAUAAAAAAUUAAACGUUACAGGGCUGCCUUCAGAUGUAUUCUAAAGGUUGUAUAGUUACUUAUCUCCUUGACAUAUGCUGGGAGGGCGUUCCACAGGGUGGGUGCCACUACCGAAAAGUCCCUCUGCCUGGUCUGCUGACUUUCUUAAGUCUGCUGAAUUCAGUAAGAUGACAAGCUACUUCCUAACAUGAAUUUUCCCCAUAAUAUGAAUAUGCACUACUAUUUUAGUGUCAUUGCAACUUGUAGUAGUUGGAAGUUAACAAGGAACUCAAAAUCUUUGUGAUUGUUAUUAUUAUUUUAAGCUACACUCCAUUUGCAAAUGGUCCUGAUGAUACUCCAGAAGAAAUUUUGGCACGAAUAGGCAGUGGAAAGUUCUCUCUCAGUGGUGGAUACUGGAAUUCUGUUUCAGAUACAGCAAAGGUAGCAUAUAUGUUCCAUCCAUUGUAUGUUAGAUGUGUUUUUGAAUAACAUUUCAUGGCGACAUCUGAAAUAGUCAACAAUUUAUUGUUUAACCAGCUAGGUGAUUAUAAGACUACAUCACUGUAUAUAAUCAAAGUUGAGCAUUUAAAUAAAAUUAAGUCCAUGGUAAAAGAAAUGAGGCAAAUGGGCAUCCCUUGCAUUAGAUCCAGAGAGAGAUCAGCAGAACUCUGCUCCUGCAACAGCACUUUCUUGACUCCUGCAACCCCUUAAAAGCCACUGCUGAGAGUCUAGCAUUCCUCUAGAAUGAUAUGUAAUGGUACAUGAAACUGAGGUCAAAAGACACAAUUUGUUUCCUCCCUUUACGUCACUUAUUUGGAAGUAAAUACACACACUUGGAAGUACACAGCUGCAAGAAUUGGGGAAUCGCUCUUCCAAGAUUAGGGAAAUGUGGGCUUUUCCCAGGAAUUGUCUUCAGCUGAAUAGAACUUAAUGAGGAUGGAGGUACUUGCAGUCAGGGUAAAGAUAUGAGGCAGUAGACAGAUGCACUGAUGCCUUAUCUGUAGAUGCAGAAAGUGGGGGAGAGGAGGAGCUAAGCAAAAAGGGACAAAGCUUGCCUAAAAACAGAAGAUGCUCUCAGCCCCGCCACCCACUCAGUUACAGACCAUACUUAGAAUAUUUGGGGGGCAUGUCACUAAUCUUACAAUCUUAUAAAUUAUAAAUUAUAAAUGAAUAUGCAUUUCCUUCCAGUGAUAGAAGUUGCAGGCUAUGUCUUUAAAAUGUGGUGGACAACUUAAACAAACAAACCACCAUUGGAACUCUAGUAUGUUGCUGAAUGGUGAUUUAUUUAAAUUAAUAUCCUCCAGAUGUUUUUAAGAAGUCUCUCUGGAUUGCUGCUCCUCUUUCUUGAUAACAGACCUUUAUCAUUAUAACAUUUGAAAAUAUAUUUGGAAAUAUGAGAAAUAAAUAAUCUGAAACAUUUUUAUCUGAGUGUAUGUAGUUUUGUGAGAUUCAAAAUCUUAGAUUUGUUGCAUAUUUUAAGUCUUAAAAUGCAUGCCUAAUUAGUUCUGUUAUAUUAUUAAUAGGACUUGGUUUCAAAAAUGCUUCAUGUUGACCCUCAUCAGAGGUUGACUGCUGCCCAGGUCUUGAGACAUCCAUGGAUUGUCCACUGUGACCAGUUGCCUCAGUUCCAGCUAAACAGGCAAGAUGCUCCACAUCUUGUGAAGGUAAAAAUACGCAUUUGUAUAACUGUGUUUUUUCAUCCCCCCCCCUUAAAAUUUGCUGCCUGCAUCUCCUUCCAUUUUCCCAAGUACCCUGUCACUGGCUGCACUUCCAUUCCAUAGAGUGUCCCACCCCUCGCCCCAUUAAACUGCAGUUUCUACUUCCAUUUUGUUGUUUGUGCCUGCUAGAUUUUCUAAAGCUACAUACCUCUCGCAGCAGUGAUUUGCUGAAAUUCUGUAGUACUUCCAUCACUGGGGAAACAAACUGUUAUACUGUUAAACAGGGAGUCCCUUCUCUAUAGCUUAAAUCACAAUUCAGGUAUAGAUGUCUGUGGAUUCAGUAACAAUGUAAAAAUGUACCUAGUUUGUAUUAUUCUAUUUGUCACCAGCUCUGAGCCUGCAGGAUCAAAAUGUGAAAAUGCACAAUAGAAUACGGAACAUGGAGUGAUUAGAGAUUCCUUCUCCCUUGGCUUAUAAUCUAAAAGACACAAAGGAAAAGGAAUUGGUAGCGGGGGAAAGAAAACUCAAGUCACUAUAUCCCCAGAAACUGUGGGCAAUGUGAACCAAAAUGACACAAAAUAAAUCUAGAGCUGUGCGCACAAAGCUUCAGUGUUUAAAAAAGUUGGAUUUGUGAAGAGUGGGUCAACUUGCACAUUAUAAUGCUUGUUUAAACUAAAAAUAGCCCCUAAUCACUUUUAUUGAUUUUGAAUCCCAUUACUGUACAAUUAUUUUUUCAACCUUUUUAUUUUUAGGGUGCCAUGGCUGCUACAUACUCAGCGUUGAACCGCAAUCAGUCGCCAGUUUUAGAGCCAGUGGGCCGUUCUACCCUUGCUCAACGAAGAGGAGUCAAAAAAAUUACCUCAACUGCCCUGUGAAGUGACCUUAGUUGAAAAAUGUGGUACCAUAAUACGAUGAUAGCACAAAUCAUGGCAACAGGUAGCACAUAUCCAAGAUACCUGCAAGCACACUGUUCCAGCUGGUACCUAUUAUGCUGCUGCUCCUGCUUUCAUCUGUUCUUGCUUUAAACUAUCAGUGGCAAAAUAUUGCCCUUCAGAUGGAAUAUAAAGUGGAAUCAAUGGGAAAUGAACUAUUCAUGCAGAUAGUAGAAUUCCAUACACCCGUCACAUUAAAUACACUGAAUGAAGCACUCUCUCCCCAUAUAGCAUUAUUUUUAUAGGGAAUAUUUUUACUCCCUUUAAAAUAUUCCUCGUUACAUGUAUGGAUGGACAGUUUAUGUUAAGCACUUAGCUUAAACAGUAUGUUUAUAUUAGCACUGUAUUAUUUGUGCCAUCCAGCAUUUUAUAUGUUUUUGUAAACUUUUCAUAAGCAGUACAUUUCUGUACUGUUUCCUUUUACAUGCCUUCUCUUUAGACUAAUUAAAUUUGACAAUUACAUUUGAUUAAAUGGUUAAUCAAUAUGGUUAACAUCUCUAAAGCAGCUUGACUGUUAAACAGCUAUUGAAUGUAAUUCUGUGAAUGUGUUUUGUGUAUGUCUCUCCACAGACAUACGGUUAGAAGUCAUGGGAAUCCAGAGCUGUUGACCGAUUUAAUGGCACAUUAGGUUUCUCACCAUCAGACAUGUGGAAUUGAAUCAGUACUGACAUGAAAAAGCAACUGUGUAUCUCCAGUGUGCAUGUCCUUUUUGUGGACAUUGGACGCCAUGGCAAAAUAGUUUAACCAGUUUUGUUGUGUUUAGUUGUAAUUGGUCAUCUAAAACCCAAAACUUUGCUGCUUCAGGAGAAGGGAUAACUCUUCCACAGAGCUAAACUGAAAUAGGGUAGGAAAUGGAACAUUUAAAGCUAAAGCAGUGCAUUAUCUAUUAAUGAGCAUGCCAGCAAAAGAAAAAAAGUCAGGAAAUUGCAAUUAGGAGACAGGCUGAACUUGGGCUAUUUUCAGCUUGCAAUCCAAAGCAGAAUGGCAUUUGUGUUGAAUGGGGAUGUGCCCAGUGUCUUCAGCCUUUCCUAGUGGCUCUGCUAUUAGCAUUGGACUUUUGGUCAUUGCUAGUCAAUCAGCUGGCCAGCUAAGGCUACAAUCCUAACCACACAUAACUAAUGACUAAGCCUGAAGACCACAGUGGGGCCUGGACUUUGUUUUUAUUAUUUUAAUGAGAAAGUGGGGAAAGGUCUGUGUUCCCAGUUUGUUUGAAUUGUCUUGGAGUACUUGUUUUCUGGGAAAUAUUGAAGUUGUAUUUACUAAAAAGUUCGAUAUGUUGAAGUACAGCAUAAUUUUGACGGAUCAUCCCAGAGUUCUGCCAAAGAAUUUUUUUUUAUUUAAUAGCAAUGUUUCUGAGUUUUGAAAACAAUUUAGUCCUAAUUCAGUGUGUUAAACAAAAUAGCAGCAAGAUAGGCAAUGAGUAGUAGUUUUCUUGGGUCUUACAAAUGCUUACCUUUUCUAAGGUCACUCAGCCCCAUAUAGUAUUCUUAGUCUUCCUCUUGUAGUAACUUCUAGUGCUUUGCAUCAUGCCUUGCCUUACAAACUCAUGCAGUUCCUUUGGUUUUGUUGUUUCAGGUUAUUUUAUUUUUUAUUUAUAAAUAGUAUUUCGAAAGCAUGCUUUUUCUUUCCUUCCACAUUAGACUAGUCUGCAAAUCAAGCCUGUGCUUAGAAGCUGCUAAUCUAGCCACCCAGAGGCCUUUAAUUUACUAUCUCUCUAUUUGUUGUAUUUUGAAAUCCAGUUUUCUUCUGUUAUGUUUGGAAAUCUUUUUAAUAAUUAGACAAGUUGCCAGCAAUCUUCCUUGCAGCAACAAAUCCAAAAUUUCUCAUCCCCUCUGUCCUCAAUCUCAUAGUUAAAGACGCAAUUGUUACUCAAUGACAUUUCAUGUAGAUGUGGUAGAACUAAAAUAUCUGGGCAGUGAACACCCCUUAUUCUUCAUUCAUGUGAUUUGGAGUGUUCUGUGCAAAGAAUGAGCCAGCUACCUUUUCUAGUUGGGUUUCCUGAAUAUUGUCUCUGAAGUAUUGAUCUAAUAUUGUGGAUUCAGAGUAUCAGGAUAGGAAUUGGCAGAAAUCUCCCUGUCCUCCUGUGUAAGCCUCUGCUGUUUCUCAGACCCCUUCUUAAGUGGAAAGGCAAUACUGGACCCAAACAUCUUAUGCUUCUUUUACUCUAUUUUUAAUCAGAUAUUUUCAAUAGGCUGCUAUUUUAGCUCUGUGGUCCUUCAUGUAUUUCAUUCUUAGCUAGAGUAGUCCUCAACUACUAGCUGAUCAGCACAAUAAUACCUCUGAAGCACUUACAACGCAAUUCAUAACUGUUUAAUCAGACAUUCCAUUUGUGUCUCUGGACUUGUGAAGAGACAAGCUAAAAAAACUCAGCAUUUUUUUUAAUACUCCCUGUUUCCCACAAAUAACUUAAAUCAACCCAAAGGAAGGAAGCAUAUCAUUUCCAUAGUCAAGCUUAUUCAAUCUUGUCAUAGAUGGGCGAGCUUAAGUUGUAACAUAGUUAUCAUAUCUUAAAUUUGAUAAGGAUGCUAAAAUGCUUGCAGCUAUUGGCUAAAAUCCAGUAUUUUGGCAAAUCAUUUAAAAAUAAUUCAAUAGCAACGUAAGUGAUAUCAAUAAUGGCAUAGGGCCUUGUUCUCCUUGGCAUCAACGAACAGUUGCCUUGGGAAACUGAACUGAUUUCUUGCAAUAACUUGGGCUUUCUACCUGUGAUCUCAAAUUAGUUAACACAUUUCACGAACCUGUAGGAAACGGUUCUAGUCUCGUGCAGAGGGAAGACCUCUUUCAGGGAUUGCUUUGCCAUUGAGGGUUUUUUUAUCAGAUGCUUUAAAGAUGCAUGUCUUUUUGCAUUUGCGUUAGAUCUAUUCAUAAGUCAUCAUUCUGCUUUGGUAGCUUCGCUCUUGAGAAAGAGGCACGUCUUAAUUUAAAUCAUUCCCUUAAUGUUAUGUUUACAAAAUAACUUUGCACAGUUGGAUUCAAGUAUAUCCAGUCUUGCAUCGUUUGCUUGGGCUUUGCGACAUCCAGCUUCUCACCCGGGGCCACUCAGGCUGCAACCCCACUUACUAGAAAGUAAGACCUGAUCAACACAAUAGGAUUUAUUUCUGAGUAAAUAUGCAACAGAAUUGCACUGUAAAUCUGAAAAUGUUACUCUUGAGUGAAAACUCACCUGACCCUAGAAAAAUGUGAACUACUUUAGGCUAGUGUUCGUUACUAUGUCUCCCUAGAGUGAAAUUCAGUUGCUCUUCCUAGCAUUGCUGCUCCAGCAGAACUUUUCCGCUAAUGAAGGAAGAACAGUGGGGAUUAUUUGUUGAUUUCCCGCUCCUCCUCCUCUCCAGAACUAAUUUUCAGGGGCACUGAGGGCCAUAGGCAGGAGGGGGAGACCAGAAAAAAUACCUCCCCUCUUCCUGUGUUAGCAGGUGCCACCUGCCGGAUCACAGUCCUUGCGCCUUGUGUAGGGGCAGCAAUUAGUUAGUCCCUAGUUACUAACUUACACCCUUUUUCUUAUACAAGCACUCCUUCCUCUACCUAAACUCUGCUUUAUAACAAGUUAGCUUUCUGGACAACACUCUACAGCAAUAACGUUGGCUUGUUUCAAACAAGACACAUCCAUAUCCAAAUCCAGAAUUUUUUUACUGUUUACAUUCAGCUUUUCUUUGCUGUGUAGUAAUGUAUUAAUAUGGGAAUGGAAAAUGGUUUCAGUGUUGCACUGACUGUCUCAUACUCACAGGAGAAUCAGGAUCCUGCAAAAAAGACGUAUAGGUGCACAUGAUUCAGAAGAUAAGUUGUACUGCUUCAAUUUUGGCUUUUUCUGAAUACUUCAGGCAGUGAUCAGGGAGGCUCAUUUUCAUUUUCUGUAAAGAAGUCCCUCAACUAAUGGAAACAUAUUUAAAUUUAAGAAACCAUUGAUUUGGUUGGCCUUAUUUUACACGUGGAUAUGCUCACCCCAGCUCAGUUAUAUGCUAGAAACUAUUUAACACCAAGUAAUUUUACAGUUCCUCUAGUGCUCACAAACCUGUUCCCUUUAGCACUAUUUCUUAGUAGGCUGAUUUCUUAAAAGAUUUUAAACCAAAGGAUAAAAUUUGCAACUACUGUAAAAUAUAACGGCAAAAUCAUGUUACUUUUUAUAUCUGAGAGGAACCACCAGUCUACUGCUGUUGCUUUCUGUCUGUUGCUUAAAAUAUUGGUAUCAACAAUGCAGUUAUCACUGAAGCCCCCCAAAUAUUCAAGAAAUCAUGUCCUUACUAAAUUUGAUUGAAUUGUCAAACUAGUUGCUUUAAAAUAGAUUCCGGGAUGGAUGGCAAAAGGCAAACUCAUUUAGAGUGUUUAGGACUGUUGACUUACCCAAGAUUUUUGGAGGGUAAGUUUGAAAAAAUUAAUUCACAAUAAAAUAGCCCAACUCAGUCCUUUAAUCCUUUCAGUGAUGAUCACCUGCAUAGCUCAGUUGGUUAGAACAUGGUGCUGAAAAACCCUUUCACUGGUCUUCACUUGCUCACAUUUUCCCUUCCACAGAGUUAAUAUUCCCUGUGUAUUCAUAACUGUGGUAAGAGAAAUAAAUAUGCCUACUUAGAUUCAGAAUUGGCACCUUUGAAACCACUUGUCAGGACCCUUAAGACACUCAUAUGAAUGUAAAGAAGUUACCUUUUCAUUACUCUCAAUAUAUAAACUGGAUAUUCUGAAUUAAUUGCUACCUGCUAGAGAGGUGGCAAGAAUUUGUCAGCUUAAUUUAUAGCUCUGGUAAUAUGAAGCAGCUUUCCAAGGCCCAACAAGCCACCCUGUGACAAGAUGUCAAACCGCAGGAUUUUCCUCAAAUAAACACUGUACUGGUUUUAUGACAUCUCAAAAGUACUCUUUACUGUAUUUUCUUUUCCCUACAAGGUAUGAUAUGGAAAGAAAGAAAGGGCUUGAGAACUGCAGUUGGAUGUCCAGCAAAACAAAAUAAAUUAGUAGUUAUGUUCUCAAUAUCCGAGCAGGAGAAAACUGAGAUUUCUUACAAUCAUUCUUCUUAGAUUAGCUGUCUGUCAAGACCAAGCAAGCAAAGUAUUUAAAAUUGAUUUUUAAAUACAGAAUCAGGGCAUAAGGAAAUAAUUGUAUGUAGUUUUGUUGUAGUAAAUGUAGUAGAUGAACUGAAGCAUUGCUUUUCUGGUAAUGGAAAAGAAGGCUUUUGCUCAGAGGCAUGUGAAUCCUUGGUAAGCAGUAAUGAAUGGCUUUUAACUCAUGAAAGUGAUGUAUAUGAUUAGCUUUAUCUUUAUACUUCUGACCUAGGGAAAGUGCACUCGUGAGGGAUGUAAUUAUUUUAACAGUUUUAGUGAAGGGAGGGGGAAUCUACAUAAGAGAUUUUUUUUUAAUAUCAGAAAAUAUUUUUCUACAGUUAUGUACAAUCAUUCUUUAUAUUGACUUCUUCAGCAUGGCAUGCAAGUCUAAGGUACAACAAAAGGACCUGGCUGUAUUGUACCUUUAGAGUAGAAAAUUAAAAUAGCAUCUGUUGGAUGCUUUUGUUAGCAUCAUAGAACUGAAGUGCUGAUAAGGAGACUAAAGGACUGAUAACUUCUGAUGGUUUUAUUGAGAGCUAUGUAUGUUUUCAAAAAAUACUGUAUAUGUGUAAUCAGAAAUGUUCCAGAUAUAACCACAGAUGAGCCUUGAAAGAUACAAUUGCUUGUAUCCUUGUCAAAGGGCAGGUUUUGUAGUCUUCAAAAGAAAUUGAAUUUAUACAGCAAAUAAACUUUCAAAGAUAUA
This is a messenger RNA of Podarcis lilfordi (Lilford's wall lizard), 41362 nucleotides long. Lineage: Eukaryota; Metazoa; Chordata; Lepidosauria; Squamata; Lacertidae. The record is from the annotation of a GenBank genome assembly.